Molecule: messenger RNA, 2919 nt
Organism: Triplophysa rosa
Lineage: Eukaryota; Metazoa; Chordata; Actinopteri; Cypriniformes; Nemacheilidae
Product: alcohol dehydrogenase 1-like
Exons: 9
Coding region: 87-1220 (377 amino acids)
Biological process (GO): formaldehyde catabolic process
Cellular component (GO): cytosol
Molecular function (GO): zinc ion binding; S-(hydroxymethyl)glutathione dehydrogenase [NAD(P)+] activity
Source: RefSeq, a predicted model, not a curated record
UCUGUAUAAAACCAGAGUAUAAAAACGAGUGCCAAAGAAUCGUUGCUCUCUUUGUAUUCAGCACAGCAAUACGACUACAUUGGGAGAUGGCCACUGCAGGGAAGGUGAUUAAAUGUCGGGCUGCUGUUGCCUGGGAGCCCAAUGCUCCCCUGGUGAUAGAGGAAAUAGAGGUGGCGCCACCGCAGGAAGGAGAAAUACGAAUUAAGGUUAUAGCUACAGGUGUGUGUCACACUGAUCUUUAUCACCUGUUUGAGAGCCAGCAGAAGCAGGGCUUCCCCACUGUGCUGGGUCACGAAGGGGCCGGUGUGGUGGAGAGUGUGGGAUCUGGAGUCACCGACUUCAAACCAGGUGAUAAAGUCAUUCCGCUCUUCAUCUCUCAGUGUGGAGAAUGCAGGUUCUGCAAGCAUCCAAAAACAAACCAGUGUGAUCGCAACUGGUCAAGCAAGCGCUAUGAUGUGAUGUCUGAUCCCACCACCCGGUUCACCUGCCGCGGUAAACCCAUCCUGCAGUUCAUGGGCACCAGCACCUUCUCUGAGUACACUGUCCUGAAUCAGAUCGCUGUGACAAAGAUCCGUGAUGAUGCCCCGCUCAACCGCGUGUGUCUGCUCGCCUGUGGCAUCUCUACUGGCUAUGGAGCUGCUGUCAACACAGCUGGAGUCACGCCAGGCUCAGUGUGUGCAGUAUUCGGGCUGGGUGCGGUAGGCCUCGCCGCCGUCAUGGGAUGUAAAAACGCAGGAGCCUCUCGGAUCUUUGCUGUGGAUAUCAACGAACAGAAGUUUGAGAAGGCAAAGGUCUUGGGUGCCACUGAUUGUGUGAAUCCGAAAGCGUACGAUAAACCAGUCAGCGUGGUGCUAGCAGAGAUGACCGAUGGAGGGGUGGACUUCUCUCUGGAGUGUGUGGGCAACACGGAAGUAAUGAGGAGUGCACUGGAGUCAUGUGUUAAAGGUUGGGGUGUGAGCGUUCUGGUCGGGUGGACUGAUAUGUCAGACUUUUCUGCACGACCAAUUCAGCUCAUAUCUGGGAAAACUUGGAAGGGUUCUCUGUUUGGAGGUUUUAAGAGCAAGGACGGUGUUCCAAAACUUGUUCACGACUACAUGUCUGGCAAAAUAAAGCUUGAUGAGUUUAUAACCCACAACAUGAGUCUGGAGCAGGUCAAUGAUGCCAUAAAACUUAUGAAGACUGGAGAAUGCAUUCGGACCAUCCUGAAUAUAUCCAAAUGAGAGGCGAUCUUUACUCGGCCAGUUUUUGAAGUUAAAGCAUUCAUGGCCUUGUCCCUGUUUACAAUGUGUAACAGCAAGGUUCAAAGAUCAAUUUUUUAUUGCAUUAUCUAGCCAACCGCUUUAUAUAGUAUGUUAAACUGCUUUGAAGAAAAAGAUACAUAUCAGCAAAUUGAAAAAACUAUAGUGCAUUAUAACCAAGCACAUUUUACAGUAUAUCCACUUACUAUACGCAGUUAUUAUUGCCAUAUAAAAAAAUUGAAAAAACAGCAAGAAAUCUUUUGCAAAUAAAAAAACUAGCUUCUAAAUCACUUGUGUUUUGGCAUAACAAUUUUAUGAUGUUGUCAAGCCAGUUUAUUUCCCUCCUGUGUGUCUGAUUCUUCAACAUGUGUCCUGCUUACAUAACCAUAAUGGGAAUGUUGGGACUCAGUCGACCCUGCUGCUCUAACUCAAAGCCUGUCAACAUGUCCAAACUGUCAUAAACACUAAAUAUUUUACAGCAUUUGGCAUUUAACAAGGUUUUAUUAUAUGUCUGUCUCUGCUUCUCCAUUCAGUCCUAAUUUGCUGAAAAUGUUUUAUCAAAAUUCUUCACUGUUAUUGCAUGUCUUUUGGCCACGGUCUUGCUUUUUUGUCACGAUUCAUAGAAAAACAAAUGGAAAAAGUAUGGUGGCAGGACUUACUGCAGACAGAAAUGUAUGAUAGAAAUGAAUAAAGCCUUACAUGCAGGUCACAACAGCAGCUAUCAAAAAGCCAUUCUUGCUUUAUCUGGCUUUUAAUGGCAUAGUUGCACAUCAACCAAUACAGGGGGGGCUACUGCAUCAUCCGAUACACGGUCACCUCUUUAGUCUUUACAUAAGGGAAAACUAAAAUGGAAAAGUGAAAAACAUGCAUCAACGGUUAAAAUACUGAUUGGUCAAUAGGUCUUUUAUUUACGAUGAAACAUACAGUAGCCUCGGCUGCUACACCCAACAAUUCUUCAUUGCGCAGCACUCUUUGCAACAUAAAGAAAACAUUGUGUUGUUUUUAUGGUCUAUCAGGGACUAUUUUGUGACAGCUUUUAGUGAUUUUACUUCGUGAAAAGUUGCAUUGUUACCUUUUUUAACUUUGUGUGGUAAUUAAACGUUUUACAAAAGUGAGAUAUACUUGAGGCAGCCGUAACUUAUAGCAUAGCCUCUCUCAGACCUUAUUGCUUAAAAUAUUGUUUAUCGUGUCCUUAAAACAAUAGAUACUCAAAGGAAACUAAUCCUGACUGAGGUUAUUAAAACUGUUACAUAAAAUGGUUUAAUCGUAUAUUUAGGUUCUGCAAUGUAAAAAUUAAAUGGCAUGUCAGCAGAACUCAGUGCUAAUUCAUCAACGAUAAUUCAAAGAUGAAUAACCCAAAAUUCUAUAACUUGCUUUCAUUUUUGACUUCACAGAUUCGUUUGAUGCGCACAUUAAUUGUAUUAAAUGCAUUUGGAUUAUUCUUUCAGCCACCAGUAAAUGCGCAGUUAAUAGCUCUGUUUAUUUUAUUUUAUCCAACUAUAUUAUAUUUUACUCCACAAAAUUUUAACACUUAGUUGAUCGCCAAAAAACUAGGCCUGGUUAUUUCCUUAUAAAGGUAUACUUAUCUUCUGAGAAAAAAAUCUUUCAAACCAUUCCUUUCAAUAAAUCACUACUUUUGAAGGACUCCUGACACUUUAUGACUGGAAUAUCUUGAAAUCGU